Messenger RNA from Cadophora gregata, 1122 nucleotides. RefSeq lists its product as uncharacterized. Gene Ontology annotation, biological process: Golgi to vacuole transport; intracellular protein transport; vesicle fusion. Bases 1 to 1122 code for a protein of 373 amino acids. The transcript has a single exon. NCBI's taxonomy places the organism in Eukaryota, Fungi, Ascomycota, Leotiomycetes, Helotiales, Ploettnerulaceae. Gene Ontology annotation, molecular function: SNAP receptor activity; phosphatidylinositol binding; SNARE binding. Gene Ontology annotation, cellular component: endomembrane system; SNARE complex. The record is from RefSeq and is a predicted model, not a curated record.
AUGGCACCCCCCAUCGAGCUCUCCAUCCCCUCUACCAUCGUCUCCUCAGAUCCAGCCAGCAAACCCUACACCCUCUACAACAUCUCCCUUCGCCUUCCCCUCCGUACAUUCGUCAUACAAAAACGCUACUCCGAAUUCUGUACCCUACACAGCCAACUUACGUCUUUGGUCUCCUCCCCACCCCCCGCACCUCUCCCCGCAAAAUCCUGGUUCAAAUCGACAGCCUCGUCCCCCGAGCUCACAGAAACUCGGCGUGUGGGACUCGAAGCCUAUCUGCGAGCCGUAGCCGAGAGUCCAGAUAAGCGCUGGAGGGAGACGAGCGUGUGGAGGAGUUUUUUGAACUUGCCUUCGAGCAGUGGGAGUGGAAGUAGUGCGAAGAACGAACUGGUGCAGGCGAAUCAGCGGUUGGGUGUACUGGGUGCUGGACAUGUUGCUUCGGAUCCGGGAGUGUGGCUGGAUUUGCAUAGGGAGAUGAAGGGGCAGCUGCAUGAUGCGAGAUUGUUUCUAGGGAGGAGGGAUGGAGCUACGACCCCGCAAGCGCAACAUGAGGCUGGGGCAAAUGCGAAGAGGUGCCUUGUUAAGGCUGGAGGCUUAAUGGCUAAUCUGGAGGAGGGUUUGAAGAUCAUGAGUGAGGGAGAAAAGAGAGGCACCGAGGGGAAGGUCGGAGCGGGAGAGUUGAGGAGACGCAGAGACUUACUGGGUAGUGCGAGAGUCGAAAGGGAAGGCUUGGAGAAGCUGGCUGUGAGUCUUGCGGUGAAGGGUCAGCAUAAGGGCAGCGGUAACGGAAGCGCGGCUGCUACACAACAGGAUAAGAAUGCCCUAUUCGGACCAAAUGUAAAUCGACCCUCCGGUCGAGUCCUCGGAGCGCCCGUACCAGAGACGGACAAGACGCGCGAGUUGGAUAAUGAAGGCGUUGUACAGUUGCAGAAGCAGAUGAUGCAGGACCAAGAUCUAGAUGUUGAGGAAUUGGCUAAGAUCGUGCGGAGGCAGAAGGAGAUGGGACUGGCAAUACAUGGCGAGCUGGAGCUACAGAACGAGAUGCUGAAGAGAGUUGAUGAGGAUGUGGAUCGUGUGGGUAGAAAAAUCCAAGUAGCAAAGAAAAGGGUUGGUAAAAUCUCUUGA